This is a messenger RNA of Strongyloides ratti, 924 nucleotides long. RefSeq lists its product as hypothetical. Bases 1 to 924 code for a protein of 307 amino acids. The record is from RefSeq and is a predicted model, not a curated record. The transcript has 2 exons. Lineage: Eukaryota; Metazoa; Nematoda; Chromadorea; Rhabditida; Strongyloididae.
AUGACUUCGUAUUCAAUUCCCAGAAACUCUCGUUGUUUAACAUCUACUCCGAGAAUACAGUAUGAAGAGUUGUCUUCUGAAAGUGGUACUAUAAGCAGGAAACAAAGUAUUGUUCCGGAUGCUCAAAAUGCUCAAGAAUAUGACGAAAAUUCAAAUGUCGUUUUAGGUAUUAAUCAAAACAAUAACAAUAUUUUAUCUCCUCAUGAAAGACAAUUUGAAUCGUCUAAUGAUAUUGACUCAUUAAUAUUUGACUCUAAUGGUAAUAAACUUAAUCCAGAUAUUGAGGAAGUUGUCGACAAAAUAUAUGACUGGAUUGAGAAUGAAGAUAAACAUAAGCGCUAUCAAGAAGAUGAUAGUGAUGAAAAAGAAGAUUUCUUUAAAUGGAUUAAUGAAAGUGAGCGUACAAAAAUAAUCGAUGACGUCCUAAGUUGUUUUGAAAAUGGAGAGAAAUAUGAAAUUUUGACAGAUAUAGAAAUAGAACAGAGAUAUUUCGCAAAAAAUCUCGAUGCAAUUCCUCUCCAUCUUCUUCUUGUCCAUUCGACUGAAGAUCUUUUGGAUUCUCUUGAAAAUGUCAAGAGGGUACCUUCUGCUGGUGAGGCCUUGUACACAAUAGAAGAUGAAUCUUAUGAUUUUGAAUUCAUCGCUGAUAUGGAAAAUAUAGGUUCCCCAGUUAAAAAAGAUACAUUUCGCUUACCAAGCAUUUCAUCAGAAUUGUCAUUAGAUGAUACCCAGAGUUCCUGUACAAAUUUAUCUUAUGCGAAUUCUUCUUUUGGGUAUCAAACAGAAUGUGACUUUGAUGAAUUGAUAAAUGGUGUUUCAGAAAUUGAACUUAACUGUGAAGAAAGUCUAUUACAACACGAAUAUUCCUAUGGAGAUGAGGAAGUUAUGGUUGAAUUUCCACAAUCAUUCUUUGAUAAGCUAUAA